Ornithorhynchus anatinus (platypus) is the source of this 2128-nucleotide messenger RNA. RefSeq names its product lymphocyte specific protein 1 (gene LSP1). The transcript is spliced from 11 exons. Bases 79 to 1419 code for a protein of 446 amino acids. Lineage: Eukaryota; Metazoa; Chordata; Mammalia; Monotremata; Ornithorhynchidae. The record is from RefSeq and is a predicted model, not a curated record.
CCAUGUUCGCUCGUGCACACACACAUACACACGCACGUACCAACCGGGCAGACGGGGCACGGGACCUGGGAUCCCACCAUGGCAGAGGCGGAGGAUGGGCGGGAGCAGCCAGAGAGCGGGUGUGAAGAAGAGGAGCUCCUGAAUCCCUCUGCGGGGCUGACCAACCAGUGGAGCGUGGAGGAUGAGGAGGAGGCGGCUCGGGAGCGGCGGCGGCGGCGGCGAGAGGAGCAGCUCCGGGCCAUGGGCGACGACGGGACGGGCGCCCCCAGCGGCGGCCCCGAGGAACAGCAGCCGGCCGCGGGCCACGACGGCACGGGCGCCCCUAGCGGCGGAGCCGAGGAGCAGCUCCGGGCCGCGGGCGACGACGGGACGGGCGCCCCUAGCGGCCGACUCCAGGAACAGCUCCGGGCCGCGGGCGGCGACCGGACGGGCGCCCCUAGCGGCGACUCCGAGCCUGCCGCCGAGGAGGACGAGGACGAAUCCGGAGCGCCCGAGCGGGAGGAGCUCCUGAAGCCCGCGGGGCCGCCGGAGGUGGAGGAGGACGAAGGCUUUGGCGAGUGGACCCAGAAGCUGGAGCUGCGGAAGCAGAGACAGACCGCGUCCGAGGGCGGACCCGACGGCCGCCCGGCCCGGCCCGGCCCCGCGGAGGAGGACGGCUGGGGAGCCUCGCCUCACGAGCCCCAGCACGACGGGGUCCCGAGGUCCCCCCGACCCUCCUGCGAGGACGAGGAAGGCGAUCGGAGCCUGUCGGAAAUGAAGCUGGACCAGCUGAGCCUGGAGCGAGGCUGGAGCCCCCGGAGACAUGAGCAGGAGGGCUCUGAGGAGGGUCCAGAGGAGAGGACGAGCCUGCUGCAGGACCACGAAGCCGAGCCGACGGACGAGUCCCAGCGGUUCCCCGAGGACCCCCGGGAGGCCGAGAAGCCCCUCACAGCCCGCAGCCCGGGCGGCCAGGGUGGGCCGGGGUCCGGCCCGCCUCCUCUGAGCCCCACCAUCAAGCUCAUCGACGGAAACCAUUCCCUGACCCGCUCCGCGACAAACAGCGUGAAGAAGGCGUCGUCCGCCCCUCCCGUCUCCCGGAUCGAUGACCACCUGGAGCGAUACGCCCACGCCAUCGAGAGCUCGAGCAAGGCCCCGAGGGUGACCAGGCAGCCCUCCAUCGAGCUGCCCAGCAUGGCCGUCGCCAACACCAAGAGCCUCUGGGAGACCGGCGAGGUGUCGGCCUCCACCCCCGGGAGAACCGCCCCCUGCAAGGACAUCGUGGCCGGCGACAUGAGCAAACGCAGCCUCUGGGAGCAGAAGGGUGGAAGCAGGCCCGCCGCCACCGUCAAGAGCACGCCGUCGGGGAAGAGGUACAAGUUCGUGUUGACCGGGCACGGCAAGUAUGAGAAGGUCCUGGCGGACGAGGAAGCAGCCCCGUGAUGGCCGAGGUCCCGGGCGGCCCGGAAUCCCGUGUCCAGGCGGACAGCGGCAGGUGCGGGUGUCUCAGAUGGCUCAGUCCUCCCCUGGCGCGUCUCCACAUCUCCAUGUCUCCACGCACAAUCGUCCUUCCCCGAAGCAGAGGCUCGGGACCCGGGGCCCGGGGCCCGGGGUCCAUGGGCUGUGGUCUGCGCUGCUUUGCCCCUGCCUCCCCCCCCCUUCAGCCUCUCCCAAUGGCUUAAUUCUGCUACUGAGCCCCCCCUACCACCCCUCCUCCCCCAGCCCCUGCAGACUUCCUGCCCCCCAAAGAGACCAGCACCUUCUUUUUGUUUAAAACUUUUUUCUAUUUAGUGGGUCUUCCUGCCCCUGCUCCACAUCUCCCCCGGCCCCCCAAGAUGAGACCCCAGAAACUUGCCGAGGGCCAACCGACCCCUCUCGUUCCCAGGGCCUGUGCCCACCUCCCUCCUGCUGGGAAGAGGGGUCCCUGGGAAGGGGCUGAGGGAUGGGGGGGAGAUCAUGUUUUGGGGGAUGGGCCGGACCCCCCCGCCUCGAGACUCCGAGCCAGGAGUGCGUUCUGGUCCCUGCAUCCCUGGGCCAGGAUCACGUGGCUUUGGGUGCUGCCCCCCAUCCCCACCCCCACCCAACCCUCGCUUCCUGCCUGCAGGAAUCCCGAUCAGGUUUGAUAAAGCAACAAUAAAGAUUUCCACAGAUG